GCGUGACGCUCAGACACCCCUCCUCCCCCGCCUCCAGUUACAUCCCUGGCAGGGGACAGCAAUUCUCAGCUUCUCUUUCCAGGGUUAUUUUGGGCUGGGGCUGCGGCAAAGCUUUGGCAAGCCCCCGGUGUCCUUGUUCAAAAAGAGGAGCUAGUUCGCCGCCCAGCGCGCAGUGGAGGGAGGCGAGCGGGCGGCGAGGAGCCCCGGCGUCUCCUCGGCUCCCGGCUAAGUGUCCCCAGGAGUUUUGGAGGCGAGAGCCCGCCAAGCGCGGGCCGGGGCAGGGUGAGCCCGAGGCGGCGGGGGCGGCGCUCGAUGCCCAGGAGCUGAAGCGAGGCGAGCCCCGCUCUGGAGGCAGGCGGCUGAGGGGGCUGGAUUAAGCCUCGGCGGGCGGUCCCGGGCAGGCCAGGGCGAGGGGAGCCACGUUCCUGCGGCGGGCAGCGAUGGAGGGGAGCCCCAUCCCGGUGCUCACGGUGCAGACCGCCCCCUACCAGGACCAGAAGCCGACGGGCGGUGGGGGGCUGCGGCGGCCCACGGGGCUCUUCGAGAGCCAGCGCAACUACCUGCCCAACUUCGUGCAGAGCCUGCUCUCCUCCAUCGACCUGCGCGACCGCCAGGGCUGCACCAUGGUGGUGGGGAGCGACGGCAGGUACUUCAGCCGGACGGCCACCGAGAUCGUCGUGCAGAUGGCCGCGGCCAACGGGAUUGGAAGAUUGGUUAUUGGCCAGAAUGGCAUCUUAUCCACACCUGCUGUUUCAUGUAUUAUCCGAAAGAUCAAAGCAGCUGGCGGAAUUAUUCUAACAGCUAGUCACAGUCCUGGAGGACCUGGAGGAGAAUUUGGAGUCAAGUUUAAUGUUUCCAAUGGAGGACCUGCCCCAGAUACUGUUUCAGACAAAAUCUAUCAAAUCAGCAAAACCCUUGAAGAAUAUGCCAUUUGCCCCGAUCUCAGAGUUGACUUAUCUCGGCUGGGAAGACAAGAAUUUGAUCUGGAGAACAAAUUCAAACCUUUCCGAGUUGAAAUAGUGGAUUCAGUGGAUAUCUACCUCAAUCUGCUUCGAACUAUCUUUGACUUUAACAUGAUCAGAAGCUUGCUGACUGGACCCAAUCAGCUUAAGAUAAGAAUUGAUGCCAUGAACGGAGUUAUGGGACCCUAUGUAAGGAAAGUCCUGUGUGAUGAAUUAGGAGCUCCUGCAAAUUCUGCAAUAAACUGUAUUCCUCUGGAGGAUUUUGGUGGGCAACUUCCUGACCCAAACUUAACAUACGCAACUACCCUGCUGGAGGCUAUGAAAGGAGGAGAAUAUGGAUUUGGAGCUGCUUUUGAUGCUGAUGGAGACCGCUAUAUGAUCCUAGGUCAAAAUGGUUUCUUUGUGAACCCUUCUGAUUCACUGGCAAUUAUUGCCGCCAAUCUUUCUUGCAUUCCAUAUUUCCGUCAGAUGGGUGUUCGAGGAUUCGGUAGAAGCAUGCCUACCAGCACAGCACUGGACAGGGUGGCAAAGGCACUGAAAGUCCCUGUGUAUGAAACACCAACAGGCUGGAGGUUUUUUUCAAAUCUGAUGGAUUCUGGACGAUGCUCACUUUGUGGAGAAGAAAGCUUUGGCACUGGGUCUGACCACAUCCGAGAGAAGGAUGGACUCUGGGCUGUGCUAGUCUGGCUUUCAAUCAUAGCAGCUCGAAAGCAGAGUGUGGAAGAGAUUGUCAGAGAUCACUGGACAAAAUUUGGCCGCCACUAUUAUUGCAGAUUUGAUUAUGAAGCAUUGGAACCCAGAACAGCAUAUUUCAUAAUGAGAGACCUGGAGGCUUUGAUCAUUGACAAAUCUUUCAGUAAUCAGCAGUUUGCUGUUGGGAAUAAUGUCUACCGUGUGGAAAAAACAGACAGCUUUGAAUAUGUGGAUCCUGUAGAUGGCACUGUGACCAAAAGACAGGGACUGCGAAUUAUUUUCUCAGAUGCCUCGAGGCUCAUCUUCAGACUUAGUGCUUCUAGCAGUGUACGAGCUACCCUCAGAAUCUAUGCAGAAAGCUAUGAAAAGGAUCCCAGCAAACAUGACAAGGAGUCGCAGGCUGUGCUGAGUCCUCUCAUAGCCAUUGCACUGAAAAUAUCUCAGAUCCAUGAGAGGACAGGGCGGAAGGGACCCACUGUCAUCACCUGAAUCUACAAAGGAUCAUUAACCCAGGGCCAAAAGAGAGAGGGCAAGGAAGAGAGAUGACCUUGCUAAACCACGUUAGCUGUUUGUGCCUAGUAUGGCUUUAAAAGUUUUUUGGGGGUGGGGGUGGGAAGAAAAAUUCAGUUUAAUAUUGAUCAAAUUCAGUUGCAUUAAUUGCCAGAGACAACAGUGUACUGACUUCUGUUUUAGAGCAACAAUAUCUUUUUGUCCAAAAAAAUAAAUAAAAAUAACCAAAGAAAAAGCCCUUAACCUUUGAACGUUGCAAAAUGCCAGUAUGACAGGAAGGGCUGACCUUUGUAUUUUCUUUCCCCUUCGAGUGUUAUGAUAAAGUAAGAAGAAUUUUGGACUUGGGAAGAAGGGGGAAAUGGUCUACAAUGCAAACAUGUUUUUUGGUGAAUACAGUUUAUGGUUCUUGUCAGCUUCUUGUUGGUUUAGGAAGAAAUCAUCAGCGUGUCUGAGGUACGGGGCAGCAUACUAGUCUUUGCGAAGGGUGCAUUUGCAUACUCCGUUUGUUCCUUUCUCAUCUGCACCCUUAGCCAGCUUGCAGAUCCACACCAGCAGCAGAACUGUGCACACAUUUGAAAAUGAAUGAAAUGAAAGAUGAAUGAAAUGAAAGACUCCCAAUGAAAGAUGCCAGUGCUUCCUUUUUUUUGGUUUAGAAGUGUAACAGUGUGACUCAUGUCUCUCUCUAGGUUUCCCUGAAAUUGACUCUUCCUUUUUUUUAAAGGAGGGUAAUUAUUUUUAUUGAAGCCAAAAUAUGAUUAAUGUUUUAGUCACGGGGGCAUCAGUUGCCUUUUGCAAUAUCCCUCAUGUUCAUAAGCAUGUCCUGCUGGUGCUUACUGGGCUUGGAGGGUACUGUUGCAAGUUCAGCAUAUUUUCCAUAAAUGUGUUAUCAUAGAAAGAUUUUAAAGAUUACAUACCUAUGUUCAUACUUAUCAGGAAUGGAUGUAAUACGGAAGAGGGAAUGAAUUAAAUGAAAUACUUGGCUGAUUCACUAGUUGAGCUCAGAGUCUAUUAGAUUCUUUAAAGUAGAGUUCAUAGGAUAAAGAGCUGGGGAGAAGGGACUUGACAUGAAUGAGAGAAGCAUAUGUACACUUGUGGUUUUUUUGCUUGUGAAAUGCUGCUGCAGCUCUAGUUAUGGUUCAUUGCUUUGUACUGAACAAGAACACAAACACUUUGUGCAUGUGACUUGUUUGAAUGUUUUGCUUCCUUGGGAACAGCGUGUGGUCACUUGUCAUAUCAUUUGUUGAGUUGGCUUUGUGCAAUUUGAGACUUUGCAGCAUGUACAAUUCAUAUUGCAACCCAUCAAGAUUUCAGUGCAAUUUAGAUAAUAUUGCAGUGCAGGAAGUUGCUUUGUUUUCUUUUGACACUUCUGUCAAAAAUUGCUAUGACAUUUAUUAUCUAAUAAAGUGGAUUGCUAUAUUUCUGUCUUAAUACCUAAUUGUUGACAAAACACACUGUGCUUUCAUCCAUUCAAAUAAAGCUGCCUUUAAUAGAA
Caretta caretta (loggerhead turtle) is the source of this 3657-nucleotide messenger RNA. RefSeq names its product phosphoglucomutase 5 (gene PGM5). Gene Ontology annotation, molecular function: phosphoglucomutase activity. The record is from RefSeq and is a predicted model, not a curated record. NCBI's taxonomy places the organism in Eukaryota, Metazoa, Chordata, Testudines, Cheloniidae. Gene Ontology annotation, biological process: myofibril assembly; striated muscle tissue development; carbohydrate metabolic process. Gene Ontology annotation, cellular component: cell-substrate junction; cytosol; adherens junction.